This is a messenger RNA of Porites lobata, 10944 nucleotides long. NCBI's taxonomy places the organism in Eukaryota, Metazoa, Cnidaria, Anthozoa, Scleractinia, Poritidae. The record is from the annotation of a GenBank genome assembly.
CAGGGAAAGAGAAAGAAGCCGUUUAUAGACAAGAAAAGCGCUCAUAGUUUUCAGCUUGUUCAUCGAAGUCAAAAGGAUCCGCUUCAAGCUGAUGAGGAGAGCUCCAAGCACGUCUUACUGCCCUUAGAUUCUGAAAAUCAGGUAAAGAUCCAUCAUUUAUCAUAGUUAAUUCCUACAACCCAGACUCCAGCUGAUACCUCUCUGUUACUCUUGUAACCAUUUUCACAGGAAAAAAUAACAGAUUCCCAUUUUUGGAUAUUUUAGGGUAUUUAAAGAAUACCAACAAAAGUCCCAAAUUUGGAAGAGUGAGACAGGUCCCAAUCUGCGAACUUGGUGGGAAUGCCCUCGUUGGGACUUGUCUCACUUUGCCAAAUUUGGGAUUUUUAUGGGUAUUCUUUAAAUACCCUAAAACAUCCAAAAAUGGGAAUCCGUUAUUUUUUCCAGUGUUUCUCAUUGGAAUUGGAUCAUCCAGCUUUGCAUCUUCUCCAAGGUGUCUUAAAACUUCCUAAAAACUGGCCAUGCAGGUUUUGGUUUAAUAGUCCAGCUUCGAAUUUAAAAUUACCGCUGAAUACAAACAUUAACAACACAUUCAUAUAGGGUUAGCCUUGACAUAACGUAACAUAUUCACAAAUUCCAGCAAAUAAGUGUUUUUUAAUUGAAAUUUGGAAAUACACAAUAGACAGAGUAAUAAACAAGUCUUCGUCUCGUUGAAAUUUGUGAAUAUAUUUACUUCAGAUUGAGGCUAAGCCUGUAAAAGAUACAUCUUCACUUCUUUUUUUUUCAGCGGUCAUAGUGAACUCAAAGCUGGAGUAUUAUAUUCAAGACUAGUAGGUUUCUUAGGAGUUUCAGUCUUGGAAUACAUAAAUAAAAUAAUGAAUAAAUAGAGGCAUGAUUCCCACUGCCCCCAUUUCACUGGCACCUAUGGAGGGCAUGAUUCUAAUGUAACAGGUCCCUUUUUUUGCCUCAAUUCAGGUUCAGACAACUCUCUGAUCAGGGCUCAAAAUAACAGUCUGUCAAUGGACAAUGUCUGGCUAGAAUAGCAACUGGACCGCCCCAAAACUUCAAUUGCCGGUCAUGUUGACCAGUCACGCUCACUCUCAUUCUAGAACAAAGAGCUAAUUCCUGAGCACCUACAGAUCUUACACUUUUGUCGCUUGUAAAAAUACGAUCACUAUCACAAAUAGAAAGUAACAAAAGGAUUUGUUAACUUUUUUCCUUUAUUUUUUUAUUGGUCAAAAAUGAGACUUGACCAAGCAAAAAUUUCUUUGGCUGGUUAUCAUGUCCAGCCAUCGUAAGAAAAUUAUUUUGGAGCCUUUGUAUAGAUAAGAAAUAAAAAAAAGAGCCAUCGUAGCUUAUACGCUCACAAGUGUAUUAUUUUUUUCUUUGUCUUCAGGGUACAAGUGGUAGUGGUUCUAAGUGAGUACAUUGUUACACUUCCUUUUACAAUUUUGCACAAUUUUUGUUUUCCAAAGUAGAAAGAAAGGCUAAAGUAAACAUGCAAGUGAAACAAACAUUUCUGUGAUUACAGACCUGCCUACUUUUUCUGUCAAAUGCGUGAGAUUUUCACCUCUUCAUGACCUAGCGACUUCUGAAAAUUUCCAACAAUUUCUCGAAGACUUCCAAACAACAUUUUGAGCACUUCUGAAGCUAUUUAAAAGGCAAAAAUUUUAGUGUGUUUUGAUUUCAUUUGGACACUAAGGGUGCGUUCCUUGGGGAUGAUCCGGAUCAGGAUGAGUGAUCCGAGAUCACUCGGAUCAUGGUAGAUCAAAUUAACUGAUGAAUUCUUGUCCCAAGUGGAUUCAUCUGUUCAUUUGAUCUACCAUGAUCCGAGCGAUCUCAGAUCACUGAUCCUGAACCGGAUCAUCUCAAGGGAACACACCCUAAGUCAUCAUUCAAAGCCUUUUUCGAAUAUUUUCGGGAAAUUUUAAUUGAAUUUUUACUAUUAAUUAUGUGUUAAAGAAUGUUUGUCAGGAUUUGUGAAUUAGGCGUGCGAAAUAAUUGUCCUUCAUGCGUGAGUUCAAUGUAUUUAGGGGGUUUCAGGUCGGGGGGCUGGUGGGAUUUGACGGGGGCCAUGAAAAAAAAUGGCUUUAAAGGGGGAAGGGAGUCAGGAAAUAUUGGGUUUAAAGGAGGGGGGUCUCCAAUAAAAUUCCCCUAAGUUUUGCAGUGAUGGCAUCUGUAAUAAUGCAAACAGCCUACCAGAAAGCCAAAAACCAGCGUUUCUGACAUUCAGAAAGUUCAGAUUUUUGCGGGUAAGCUUGGACAUUCUACUCUAUUUAUUCACCAAAUCAGGAUGUCGAACAUCACGCAAAUUGUUUUACGGUUGGCUCCUCAAAUUAAACAUUACAAAAUAAAAAUAAGUAAAAAUCAGUGGGAAAUUAAAGGAUACACUAAGUGCCUAGUAAACAGAUAAAAGUGGAAAUAAAGGUAAGAAUAUUUACAAGCUAAAAAUGCACUAACAAGAAUAAAAGUUGAUUAAAAUUUGACUUUAGACAAGCCAUGCUCAAAUGCUUUUCAAAAGAGGGCAUUUGUCCCAAGAGUUGCAAACAACAGUGGCAAAGUUCAGAGUUGUCCAAUGACCCAUCUUUGGGAAGCAAAUGAUUUAUGGAUAUCAUGUUUAGAUAUAGUAUUGUACGAAAACUGCUAUUGAACAAAAUGGGACACAAGUGCAUUGAAAAGUUGUGUUUACCUGGUGCUGUGCAUUGUUAGACAAGAAAUGAUGUUUUGAGUAGUGUAGUGACGAGCGUAGCAUUAAUGACUUUUUUUGUUUCUUCAAAUCUCUUGGCAGGCUGAGACUAUUUUAAUCCAAUAGAGCUAAAGUAAUCUGCAAUUAGGGGUCACUUAUAAUACAAUCAUGUGCCAUCAUAUUAGCAAACCAAAUAAAAACAACCAGGCCAUUCUCACUUGAUAUACAUGUACCAUCCAAUGCAGUAAAUAUUUUAUACAAAACCAAAAAUAACUAAGUUUGCUAUGUUUUGAAACUCCCAAAGUUUCUCUAUUGAUUCUUGUUUUCAAAAACAGACUCCUUUGCAACGUCAUGAUCAGCUUUAUACACAGACAAUGUCUGUUCUCAGCCUAUGGCCAAAACAUCUAUUGAAUUUACAUUCAGUUAGUCAUUUUUCAUUUUUCCUUCAUCCUUUCUCUCUCUCUUGCCUUUUUUUUGGUGGGGGGUGGGGCACCAAAAAAAAACUAUAUAUUACAGAUGCUACCCAUCAAAUCCCACCAGCUCCCCUUCCCAAUAACAAAUGAACAGUCCCUUAGUCCACAGGUGGGAGACUCCUGCGCAAUGCAUGAGAGUUGGCAGGUAUAAGCUUAAAGUAAACUAUAUUUGCUUUUUUAGAAUGAAACGGAUUGUGGUUUUUAUCUCUUGUUUUUCAGUGAUAAUCAAACAAGGAAUAAGGAUGAAGAACACCAGCAUGGUAUUUUCUUUGAUGAUGACUAUGAUUAUUUACAGCAUCUCAAACCUCGCACCAAUUUGUCACUAGAGCCAUUACCAGAUAAUGUCACUGUGAUAGAGACCAAGAAACCUGCAGAUCAGUUUAAGGUACUCAUGACACAUUACUGUGUCAAAGUAGUUUUAAAAUGUGGUAGUUUCCUGGUGUUGCGGACGUGACAGUGUGAUCACCAAAUGAUGUAAUACAACAGACUGUAACCACACACUAAACAAUACCCACUCCAAAACACAAAAAUGAACCAACAAUAAUAUAUUGUUUCUACAACACCAAGAAAAAACAUCCUAAAAUGUUAAAAAUAAGAAAUAAUCUGUUAUAUAGUCUUAAAAGGUUACAGGUUAAAGGUAGUAAAUCUCUAUGUCAUACAGCUCUUCAAGGUGUUGUUGCUAACAGUACAUUGUAUAUUAAUAACUAAAGUGUGUUGUUUUAUUUCUGUUUUAUUUGUCAGUUUGGUAAUGUAAAGUUACCAAGUGAAGCAUUUGCCUCGAGUUAUGAAGAGCCCGAAGGACUCCUUAACCUUGCUGCUCCAACAUUUGGUAAUUUAAAUCUAGUGUCUAAUUACAGCAGCCUACUUAUAAUGACUGUCUUUCUAAGGUCCAUGUUCUUCUGCCACAUUUGUGGAUUAUUAACUGAAUAGACCCUCCUUCCAGGUUUUGAACUUUGACAUGAACUUGUUGGAAAAUCCAUCCAUGUCGCUGGAAAGAGUAGCUAAAAUUCGGUAGACUUGCCAAGGUUUGGAAUGAUACAAUGUAAGGGUACCAAAAUUUUACAGACAUUUGUAUGGUGGGUGGGGGUAUGCAAGUUUGUUCACCCCACAAUACAAAAUUAAUGUCUUUAAAAUUCACAGAAUUUUGCAGAGCUACAUGUAUACAUGUAUCAGUUACAGGUCAAAAUUUAAUUCAGGUUAUAAAUGUUUUAACCUAGGUUGAUUCUCAAUUUCUUUUGUUUCCUAGCCCUAAUUAUUCAUGAAUUAGGGCUAGGAGACAAGGAAAAUUGAGAAUCAACCUAGGUUUAAAACAUUUUGACCUGUAACAAAUCUUUUAUCAAUUCUGACCUAACCACUUUCAAACCUGGCAAGUGUACUAAUUUUAAGUCAUUUUCCAGCAAUAUCAGUAGAUUUUUGCCACCUGGUUUGGUCGAAAGUUGAAAAAAUAGAAAACCCUCUUCUUAUUAACAGCCAUAAAUAGCCCUCUGAUGGUUUUUCUUAUACUAGGCCAAGUUUAUGAUUAGAUUAAUGUUUGAAGUAGUUAUUUGAUAUUUUGAGAUAUCUCGAAUAACCAGGCUAAGUAAAUUAUUUCUCACAGUAAAUUAAUUGUGGUUGUAAAGAAACCUGAAUUUAAAAUCUUGACUUUAAGAAUGUCUCUCUGGAUGCACAUGUUCCUAGUUUGCAACAGAGUCAAUCUAUAGAGGUAAUUGAAGAGCAGUUAAAGUGUAGCCUGCAAGCUAGCUCUCUGGGCACUCUGGUGGUGGGGCGAGAAAAGGAUGGAGAGCUUGCAACUACUUCUCUGGAAUUUGAAUUCCACCUCCAAUUCCCCUGUGGCUCUGCAUUGACUGAGCUGUCAGAUUUCCAUCAAUUAGCGCAAAAUGGAAACGAACAUGAAUGUAAACAAACAUUGAAAAACCUGUACCAAGGGUAAUGACAUCAUUACUAAUGUCAUCUCUGCCAAUCAGCAUUUUGCAUCGACUUUUUCCAUGCAGAUAUUCAGAUUCCAGAGAUGUAGUUACAAGCUCUUCUUCCUUUUCCCACACCGCCACCGGAGCACCCUGGAGAGCUUGCUUGGAGGCUAGUCUAAGUGUAAUGAAGGGAAGAUAAAUGACCAGAUGGAAAUUUGGAAUAAACCCUCCUGGAAUUUUAUUUUCAAGUUUUGGAAAAGUUACCAGAUUUAAAGGUGAUACAUUUAGACUGCUGGAAUAAUUGUCUCAAAAUUGAAAAAAUUGUUACCAAGUUUAAACAUCUUUAAAUUUAAAUGCAAAUAAAAAUAUUGCUAUAUCUUUGCAAAAUUUUCAACAAAUCACAUUCUCUCUAAAACUCAUCCACUUUACAGAGCUAUUUUUUAGUUAAUUUUGACAAAUCUCAUUCUAACUGGUCCCAAUCAAAAGUUGAAAAACACUAUAGAAUUAGGGUUUAUUACUUACUACAUGGUAUUGAACUCCAUUUGAAACAGCUGGUGAUAUUGCUUAUCCUUACAACUUUUUUUUACUUCUUUUAUCUUGUCAGGCCCUCGUCCAGACCUGGACCCCGAUGUUGUUGCCGCUCUGGAUGAUGCACUUGAUUUAAAUGAUCCUGAUAACAUUCUUGAUGACGACUUUGUAAUAAAGGUAAUAACAAUUCAAUGUCAUUGUAAUUUUGUAUCUCAGUGAAUUAAAAAAUUCUCUUUACAAGAUCUACAGGGAGUAAUGUCACAGUAGGAAGUGUAUUUGACGUAAGCUGGUAUUAACCCAUUUGCUCCUGGGAAUUUUGCUGGAAAACGUGUUUUCAAGUUAGUUGAGCCAUUUUCUGGUCAGUGUCUGGCUAUGAAAGAGCUAAAACUUACCAAAAGGCCAUUAACAGGUUGUGCACUUCACAGCCUUUUGAUCCAGAUGCAACAUACUAGCUUGCGAAGCCCUUCAAUGGGAGAAAACCCCAAGGGAGACCACAGAAGGCCUUCUCCAACCAAAUACAGGAAUGGAUAAACCCCAACAAGCAUUUCCCAGAGGAUAACAUCAAUGAUUACACCAAGACCAAGCGAGUAGGAAAUGCCUUACAGUCAACUGCUCUCCAGUUGAUUAAUGAUGAUGAUGAUGAUGAUGUCAUAUCAUGCUUCUUUGAAUGCUUGCCACCAUCAUCACAGCCGUAAUCUUUAUUUAGUGGCUUUGACCACUAAUCAAGUUGUCUUUGUUGUUUUCAGGCAAACAGAGACGGCUAUGAAAGGUAAUUAAAUUUAGGUUGGUGUUUUGUCUAAAGGAUUAGUCAACAAAUGAAACAGCAAUAUUGUUCUUUGUAAUAGGCAAAUUUCACAAAAGAAAUAAUUUUUAUCAACAAACCUCUACCAUUCCUUACGUGCACACUUCAAAGGUCCUUUCUUAGCAGAUUUUUUAUUAGAAAUCUUAACAAUUAUAAAAACUUCUCUCACUGACUGAAUGGUAAUCUUUGUCAUCUGCAGUGAUGAUGACUUGAUCAGAAGUGGUGAAGAGGAUUCUGAUGAUGAUGAACUUAUUCCUUCUGAUGAGGCAGAUGAUUCUGAUUCUAAUGAUGGGAUGUCAUUCUUUGAAGAAGAGGAAACUAAGUCAAGGUUUACAAACUAUUCCAUGACAUCCUCUGUUCUGAGAAGAAAUGAAGGUACGUCAAAUUUUAACUCCUUAAGUCCCAAGAGAGACCAAGAUCAAUUUUCUCCCAACAAUGCAUCUAUACAUUAUCAAGAGAAAAGGUCAUGAGAAAGACAAAAAUGAUCAUCAAAGGGACAGUUCUUGAAUCUUUUAUCAAAUUCUCCUUACUGAUUCGUUAAGGAAAUAUAAGGAGACCAGCCUGGAGAGUUUGUAUGUGGAUAUCAGGGCUUAGAGUUUAGAGAGAGUUAAGUGCAUGUAAGAUUUUGCAAUUUGGGAGAAGUUUUUUAAAACAGUCAAAUUUUGCUUGUCAACUGUACAUGUUUGUUUUAUGUUACAUUGGUGUUAACACAGUUCUGCAACUAACAUUUAUUUUGUAUUUUUAUUUCAGGUUUAAAGCUCAUAGACGAAAGAUUUGAAAAGGUAGGAGCUUAAUAAAUAAGUAAUAAUAACAUGUGAUGGAGAUGGUGGAUAACUUUUGUAAUUAACUAAGACUGAUUUUUUUCCUAGUGUAAUAAUGUUGGUUUUGAACUGAAUUUUAGUUAAUGGAGGAGUAUGACGAAGAUGAAAUUGGUGCCCUCGAUCAUGAAGAACUGGAAGGGACAAUCAACCCUGACAGUGAGCGACUUAAUGCUCUUGCUGAUGAAUUUAUUGAAAGCCAACAGAACCAAGAGUAAGUGAAAUAAUCAAAUAUUUUCCAAUACAGGAUAGAGUUGUGUGAAGGACAAUUUGUACAAAUCAAUGGUUACUUAUUCUGACAACUUGCAUAAUGUUUACAUUUCUGCUAUGGUUGUUAUCUUUAUCACUUCCUUCAAUCAUCGUCAUGGAUACAAAGAUUUUUUUCAGUGGGUUCAGAAGGUCAUGUCUGUGGGCUACAAUUGAUAGAUUUUAAAAAUGUCCUUCAAAUGACUUAGCUCAGAUAGUCUGUUAUGGUAACUAUGAACAGUCAUUAUUGGUGGUCCUGUUUUGAGGUGAAAUAUGGUCUCAGGGUGCUUUCCAAAAGUCAGAACUGGCCAGGAUGGGUCAUUUCGUAAAUGAAAUAGACUUAAUUGGAGUUUUUGCUUAAAAACCCUUCAAAACCCAUGUUUAUUAUUUAGGAAUUGACUGAUCUAGUUGGACUGUUUUGAUUAGCUCCUAAGUGGAGCGGGCAAACAAAGAAAAUCAGCGAGCAAAGCAAGCAGAGCAUGUCCGGGGGGAGAUAAAAAGGCUGGGGAGCCUUUAGACUUUGUUUUGAUGCUGCCCAUCCACCCACUUGCAAUUUCCUGUAACAAAUAUGUCAAUAACCUGCCAAUAAGGUAUUUUGCAUAAAUACCACUCGUGAUAUUUCAAAAUUAUCCCAAAUUUCACUCGCCUAAUGGCUCUUGAAAUUACGUAUAACAAUUUUGAAAUAUCACUCCUGGUAUUUAUGCAAAAUAUCACUACAAAUCAUGCUAUUACCUAUGCUAAUAUUCAUCGUUCACUUGUCUGUACUUGGGUCUGGUUUUCUGAUGUAGUUCUCAUGAAUCAAACUGUUGAUUGCUGAGUUUGGGCGUGCAUUGCAUAUGUACCAGGUAAAUUUGUUUUUGUUGUUGUUUUGUAGCCUUUCUAAGGUGAAGGAGGGAGAAGCUGUCAUGAGCCUUAAUAAUCUUGAUGAUGGCAAUGACAGUGACAGUUGUCCAGAUGAACUGGUGAGAGUAGCUGAGCAACCAAAGGAGAAAUGGGACUGUGAAUCAAUUUUAAGUGAGUACAGUGCUGGCUUAUCAUCAGCAACAGAGAAAUUUGUUUUGUUGGGUGAAAAGGGUGUUAAAAGUAAUAUAACAACUUGCUAAAAUUUUGAAACACUUACAAAUUGCUCAGAUUUUUUUACACGAAUAGCUAUGCCAUUUCCGAGUUCCAAAAACUCUCAUUUUCAAAAUGAGGCUAUAUGGAAAACCUCUCUUGUGGAAGUAGUUUUAUUUGUAUGAGAAUAAAAAAUAAUUUUCAUGUCAAUUGCUUUGCACUUAGCCUCGCUUUGAAACGGCGGCUUGAAGCACCUCGGAAAUGGCCUAUUGGUAGUCAAAUGUAAUGUACAGCUGAUUUUGAACAAGUAUCUGAUACACAUAGUCCUCUCGAGCUGGUGUAUAAUAAUAAAAUUUUGACCCUGCUCCCUCCAGUAGCUCAGUGGUAAAGCGUUCGAUCAUGAACUCAAGAGGGUUGUCAGAGUUUGAAUCUCAUCUGGAGCUCAGAAUUUUUUUCUGUGCUUUCUGAUGUUUGAUUUUUUCUUCUUUCAUAAUAAUUAUUGUUUGGUGCACUAUCUUGAAGGUUUACAGUGCAAUACAAGUAAAUAUUGGCAAUUUGUCAUAGCACGGCUCCAUAAGUAGUCAGCAAACUAGUGUAUACAUUCACUGGUUCUGCGUUACACUUGUGGUAUAGUAAAUAAGUUACUACUCUUGCAGCUCAAGUCCUUGUUUUAAGGUUCUUUGGUUGUACCUGAGUUCAACUUAUUCUUUUCUCUCUCUAUUGCUUGUUUGUGUCACCCUGUUGGCACAUGCUUUGAGAGGAAAAUUAACAUUGCUUUUCAAGUUUUGAGGGACAAUCUAAAAGUGAUAGUUACAGUAUAUAUGCAUUACAUAGUAAGUCUGAUUUGAGGGUUUGGCAGAUAAAACCCACAGAUAGUAAUCUGCAAGAUGAGUAACAAUUUUUAGCGGCUGACCUUCACUUGGUUACUUUGCAGCGUAGCUCUGGUUUCUCGUCCACUAUAGAAAUUUUAUCUUCAGGGGUUUUCGAUUCCUUUUCGCAGCCUACAUUGUAUAAAACUGGUUUAGACCCCCUUUAUAACCUAAUGUUAUAUGUAAAUUUUUUAAAAAAUAGAUAAGAAUUUCAUUCACUCGUUGUGCCUGGCGUUGAAGCUCCUUUUGAAACUGAGUGUUUUUGAAACGGGAAAUGUAAAAAUUACGUCAAAGUUUAAAAGAAUGAUCGUUAUCUACAAGUCACGCGAGGAUAUUUUUCAUCCAUAGCCUCUUUUUUUGUUAACGCUACAGAUUUUAAACUUAUUUUGUUAAGAUUUUAGUGAUACUAAAAUGGGAAACGGAGAGCGGAGAUCGAGCACAGGAAACGGAAAAAUGAAAAAUGGGAAGAAAACAGAGAAUUGGAAAUGAAGUUACUGAUAGGGCUAGGGUUCAAGAGUUAGGUUUUGUUCCCAUUUUCCAUUUUCUCGUUUCCCGCUCUCCGUUCCCCGUUUUAGUAAAAUCCAUUUUGUUACUACUUUAGGUUUAUUUAUUGCCGUUUAUUCGUCAGGUACCUACUCCAAUCUUUACAAUCACCCAACACUGAUCAAGGACCCUCCAAAGGUAUGAAUCUGUUCAAACAGGUUUCUCUUCCACGCUUGGCGGAGUUGUUUGUUUGACUGACCGCGGAAUGUUUCAGUACAUGUUCUAAGGUUUCUUUCCAAACUUGACAAAAUAAAUUUGAGAACGGAAUUUUCGCCCAGAGAAUGUGUUCUCGAAAUAAAAUGUGUAUCGGUCAUGCUGUCGUUUUCAAUAGUCUCUGUUUCCACAUUAUUUUAAUCCUGAUAAGUUGAAACUCCACCUUGGAUGGAUGGAACAGCAGGCGCAUGUCCCUUGAGACCCGCGCUAACAUGAAACAUCGUCAAGUCCUUGGGAAGAGGUUGCCGGGCUAACACGGCGACCACAUAGCUGAUUCGAUGUCAGAUUUUUGGACCAGUUACGUUUUCGGUGACCUUAAAUGCAGUUUUUGUUUGAACAGUGGGCAAAACUGAAGAAAAAAGUGCGUUUUCAGGUUUAUUGGUAUAAAGUAUGGAAGGGGCCUUAAUUACCCUAGGCGAGGCCUAAAACAGUGUCGCUAAAACGGAGCGUGGUGCAUUACAGAAGACCGCUCGCUCUAGUCCUCCUUGCGUUUGAGAUUGCGCUUGUUUUGCUUGUAUUGUUAGCGCAUUUCUUUUCGUAUGCUUAACAGCUUUUUUUUGGUUCUUUUCUAGGUAAAGCCGAUAAAGUUAUCCAAAGCUGGAAUUCCCCUGGGUGUAUUUUCCCAAGAAGGGCCCAGUAAUGCUGUGAAAACAAGUGAUAUUAAAGAAACAGAAGAAACAGAAAGAGACGUGCCUCGCAUUACAGUCAGACAUAAAGAUGAAACAAAGGAAGAGAAAAAACAACGGAAACAGGAAGUGAAGAGUGAAAGAAAGGUUAGUUCAGUUCAUAUCAAUUGCAAAAGGAAAUAA